This is a messenger RNA of Plasmopara halstedii, 1725 nucleotides long. Its product is annotated as Protein required for meiotic chromosome segregation. Gene Ontology annotation, biological process: chloride transmembrane transport. NCBI's taxonomy places the organism in Eukaryota, Oomycota, Peronosporomycetes, Peronosporales, Peronosporaceae. The transcript is spliced from 6 exons. Bases 1 to 1725 code for a protein of 574 amino acids. Gene Ontology annotation, molecular function: chloride channel activity. The record is from RefSeq and is a predicted model, not a curated record.
AUGUCGACUAUAGCAGAAGCAGUGAUAAAGGGUGCUAUUGGAGGUGCUGGGUUUCUCGCGAGUGCCUAUGCUCUUACUAGAUUUGUCGUGGCCACGCCAUUGGAAAUCGCCCCACAAGGAGAUACUGAGCAUAAGCUAGAUGUCGUUUUGUGUUUUGACACAAAAAUGUUCUCUCAAAACACAGUGGAGUUUUUCGUGCAAAUGGUCAAGAAGCAGAGCCACCUGAUCAUCACACCCAAGACAAAAAGACUGGAGACGCAAGCAGAAGUCGGCGAUAAGUCGAAAAACACUCGUGCGAUAACAUAUUAUCUUGUGGGUGCAACACAUGCAACACUGAUGGCCAUUAAGCAAAAGAAAGAGCGAGUUUUGUACGGUGACGUGAGUGAAGAACCAGUGCCCGAGCAUUUCUGCUCGGGAGACCGAAUCGAUCUUAUCAUGUUUGAGCUAGGGCGGUUGAACGUCCAAAUCACCCACAAUCAUUCGACUGGACUCGAUAAUGAGAUCGCAGAUGAUGUGGCCACGAUACCUCAUCCAUUUCAAGACGAGGAACAUGGACUUCUCCUUCAGCAAGCAAUGCAUUCGAAGCUUUUAAUGGACCAUUUUCCUUUGCACGAUCACAAGGAGCGCCGUGAGCUGGUGGAGAUGUGGGUGAAAGAUUGGAAACACCCACAGCCGCUAUAUACAGUGCGGUCGUACUUCGGAGAUGAAGUCGGCUUUUAUUUUGGUUUUCUGGGGAUGUACACACAAUGGCUAAUGCCACUGGCAGCAAUGGGACUUCUUACCUUUGUGCUUGAUUUCUUUCCAAGUUAUGCAGCAUAUGGCCGGGGAGUGUAUUCGCUCUUAGUAACAAGUUGGGCCACAGCCUUUUUGAAAUUCUGGAAGCGCCGUGAAAAUACUCUGCGUAACGAUUGGGGCAUUUCUGCGUCCGAUUCGUUGGUUCUGGAGCCCACACGCCCAGAAUUUUUUGGUGAAAAGCGCUUUGACUCGAUUGAAGGAUGCUACUACACCUUUUACUCAUCUAAGAGCCGCGCCAAACGCUACUUAUUGACGACUUUAGCGACAAUUGCUGCGAUGGCUGGAGUCACAGUGUUGAUGAUCUUAUACUGCUACAUGGAAGAAUGGUUUGCAGUUGCAUUCGUUCCUGCUACAGGGUGGGAUGGAUUUUGGGAGUAUGUCUAUCUUGUACCCUCCAUAAUCUAUUCCGUAGUGGUGUUGUAUGUGGAUGCAAAAUACUCGGAGCUUGCGACUUUUUUGACGCAGUUUGAAAAUCACCGCACCGAGAGUGAUUUUGCAAAUGCUCGCGUGCUCAAAUUGGCUUUAUUUUACUUCGUAAACAACUUCGGGUUUUUGUUCUAUGUGGCAUUCAAGACUCGCGAUAUGGAGCAACUGGUACCAUUUAUAAGCAAGAGAUCAUCAUUAAAGGCUGAAGCUGGGAAGCUGGCGAAAGAAUUGAGAAAGAAAAAUGCAAUCGUGAGAGAGGUGGAUGCAGAGCUUCUAUUCCCCUCAUAUGACGGAACAUUUGAUGACUAUUUGGAAAUGUUCGUGCAGUUUGGACAGGUAACGCUGUUCGCAGCAGCAUAUCCUCUCGCCUCGCUUUGGAGUCUUUGCAACAACAUAAUGGAGAUUCGGAGUGACGGCUUCAAACUCUGUGUCACUUUUCGCCGGAGCCACAGAACGCCCACACAAGGCAUUGGGACCUGGUUUCCUGAAAAGACUCUUUCCUAA